Bemisia tabaci is the source of this 4919-nucleotide messenger RNA. NCBI's taxonomy places the organism in Eukaryota, Metazoa, Arthropoda, Insecta, Hemiptera, Aleyrodidae. The record is from RefSeq and is a predicted model, not a curated record.
UAACCUCAAUAUUGCAUUCCGCUGAUUCGCACAAUUUCACUCGUGGUUACGUGUAUUGCGUGGACUUUUUCUUAAGUUUAGGAUGGAAGAAAAUCAAGCAGAACCUCCUAAGACUGCCAAGCAGCUAGAGAAAGAGGCGAAGAAGCAAGCCAAACUCGAAAAAUUCAAGUUGAAACAACAGAAUGUCGAGACGAAACCAAAACCUGCCGCCGAGAAAAAAGAGAAGAAGAAGGAAGUUAAGAAAGAUGCAGCUGUCUAUUCUGGAAAUACAGCUGAUGGUGAAAAGAAGGACUUGUCAGGACCAAUGCCAGACGCCUACAGCCCUCAGUAUGUUGAAGCAGCUUGGUAUAACUGGUGGGAGAAGGAAGGAUUUUUCAAACCCGAAUAUAAUCGGAAAUCAAUUUCAGAACCUAAUCCUAAAGGGCAAUUUGUCAUGGUGAUACCGCCACCCAACGUAACCGGCUCUCUACACCUGGGGCAUGCUCUUACUAACGCUGUAGAAGAUGCUAUCACAAGAUGGCAUAGAAUGAAAGGUCGCACUACGCUUUGGGUUCCAGGCUGUGAUCAUGCUGGUAUAGCCACUCAAGUCGUCGUGGAAAAGAAGCUUUGGAGGGAAGAGAAGAAGACAAGGCAUGAUAUCGGAAGAGAAAAAUUUGUUGAAAAAGUUUGGGAAUGGAAGAGAGAGAAAGGGGAUAGAAUUUACCUACAGCUUCGGAGACUCGGGUCCUCUUUGGACUGGGAUAGAGCCAGCUUUACAAUGGAUCCAAAAUUAUCCCGAGCAGUAGUCGAGGCAUUUAUCAGGCUGUACGAUGAGGGUGACAUUUACAGGAGUGAUCGACUUGUCAAUUGGUCUUGUACUCUAAAAUCAGCCAUAUCUGAUAUUGAGGUAGACAAAAUUGAACUGACCGAAAGAACUUUUCUACCUGUUCCUGGUUAUGAAAAUAAAGUAGAAUUUGGAGUUUUGGUCCUAUUUAAGUACGAAGUAGAAAAUAGUGAUGAAACAUUGACCGUAGCUACUACGCGUAUUGAAACAAUGCUGGGGGAUACAGCAGUAGCUGUUCAUCCUAACGAUAGCCGGUAUAAGCAUCUUGUAGGCAAAACUGUCAAACAUCCUUUCUGUGAUCGGAAAAUACCUAUUAUUGCUGACGAUUUUGUUGAUAUGCAGUUCGGAACAGGAGCUGUUAAAAUUACUCCAGCUCAUGAUCAUAACGAUUAUCAAGUUGGGCUACGUCACAAGUUGCCAUUCAUUACUAUCUUAAGCGAUGAGGGCUACAUCAUCGGAGAUUAUGGAAAAUUCACGGGGAUGAAAAGAUUUGAUGCCAGGAAAGCUGUAUUAGAAGCGUUGAAAGAAAAAAAUCUUUUCGUCGAAGUUAAAAAUAAUCCUAUGGUCGUUCCAAUCUGUAGUAGAUCUAAAGAUGUUGUUGAACCUCUGCCAAAACCACAAUGGUACGUCAAGUGUGAUGAAAUGGCAAAGAAGGCAAUGCAAGCAGUGAACAGUGGAGAGUUGAAAAUUAUCCCUGAACAGCACAAGAAAAUAUGGUUCCAUUGGAUGGAAAAUAUCAGAGAUUGGUGUGUAUCUCGUCAGCUUUGGUGGGGUCAUCGGAUCCCUGCUUAUCACGUCACUGUGAAUGAUCCUACAUUCUUGGAACGCCCUGACAUUAAAAGCAAGACUCCUCAAGAACUUGAGAAUCACUUAUGGGUUUGCGAAAGAUCUGAAGCAACCGCUUUGAAGAAGGCUGCCAAGAAACUCAAUGUUGAUGAAUCAAAAUUAGUUUUGAAACAAGAUGAAGAUGUGUUGGACACCUGGUUUUCAUCUGGUUUAUUCCCGUUCUCUGUAUUUGGCUGGCCGGAACAGACUGAAGAGCUGAAUGCAUUCUACCCUGGUACCCUAUUAGAAACUGGGCAUGACAUCAUUUUCUUCUGGGUCGCAAGAAUGGUCUUUUUUGGACAAAGAUUGUUGAAUAAAUUGCCUUUCAAAGAAAUUUUCCUCCAUCCAAUCGUCCGAGAUGCGCAUGGUCGUAAAAUGAGCAAAUCAUUAGGUAAUGUCAUAGAUCCAAUCAGCGUUAUUCAUGGUAUAUCACUUGAACAACUUCAUGCUCAGCUUUUGGAGGGAAAUUUGGACCCGAAAGAAUUGGAGAAAGCAAAGCAAGGUCAGAAGCAGGAUUAUCCAAAUGGUAUCCCAGAGUGCGGUACUGACGCCCUUCGUUUUGCCCUUUGCGCCUACAUGUCUCAAGGUAGAGACAUCAACUUGGACAUCCUGCGGGUGCAAGGAUAUCGUUUCUUCUGUAACAAGCUUUGGAAUGCUGUCAAAUUUGCCCUUAUGUACUUCAACGAUAAGCCAAAGACUGAAAGCUCGGAUAAAACUGAAAGUGUUAUGGACAAGUGGAUCAAAAGCAGAUUAGCAUACGCAGUUCAGACUUGCAAUGAAUCUUUCGUGAAAUAUGAAUUUAAUGUCAUUACUACAGCAUGUUACAACCUUUGGCUCUACGAUUUAUGUGAUGUCUAUUUGGAAUCAGUGAAACCAGUGUUUGCAUCAGGGUCGCCAGCAAGUAUAGCGGCUGCACAAGAAACCCUACUUUUGUGUUUAGACACGGGUUUAAGGUUACUUUCACCUUUUAUGCCCUUUAUAACUGAGGAGCUUUAUCAAAGGCUUCCACUGCCAAAUCCAGCCCCCAGUAUUUGCGUUGCCUCCUACCCUGAACCUGAGGAAUAUAAAUUCCGUGAUGUGCAACUAGAGGAAGAGGUAGAAUUCAUGCAGAAAAUUGUUCACAGUAUUCGAUCGGCUCGUUCUGACUACAACCUUGCAAAGUCUGCAAAAGUCGAAGCGUAUGCUGUUUGCACGUCAGAUAGCGUGAAAAACAUCAUAGAAAAGUUCUCAUUGGUGGUGCAAAAAUUGGCUCUGUGCAGCCAGUUGGAAACAUCUCAGGCUCCUCCGGCUGGGUGUGCCAUUCUUACUGUUUCGGAUAGAUGCCAAAUUCAUCUCUCUCUCAAGGGUCUCAUAGAUGUCUCAAAAGAGGUUGAAAAACUGAAGAAAAAACAGGAGAGUUUGGAACAAACUAUCUCUAAGUUGAAACAGUCUAUGUCAGUUCCUGACUAUAGCACAAAAGUUCCUGAAGGAGUACAGGCUGCGAAUACAGAAAAACUGGGCCAAUCUGAAGGAGAACUAAUCAGAUUAGCAGAUGCUUUAGCAGCGUUGAGUACGAUGGACCAAUAAUGACUUUCAGUUUACCCUGAAUGCGCAUUAUAGAUCAAGAACAUUUUAUGAUCCUACACGGUCUAAUAUUGUCAAGGAAACGUCCACUCUCAGAAUUCUGGAACCUUUACAAAAGCCUUUAAAUUAUGGAAUAUCUUACUAAUUUGAUGAAAAUGUAUCCAUUAUUUUAGACGUACAUAUCAUCAGAGCGUCAUUAGAACAUUAUUGUAUUUUCUUCAAUGAGACAAAUUAAGGACUGAGAGAAGGGGGUGAGUCAGCCUUUGAGCCUUUCAAAUGAUCAGUAAUUUUUUAUCAGUGUCUUUCUAUGAUGAGAUGAAGUAAGGUCUACAAAAAGUAUUGAUUAUGUUUUUAUAUUCUUUUAUUUUGUCGCUUUGAUGAAGAAUCAGAAAAUCUAGCAGAGAAUUUAGAAGCAAGUCACAGAAAGGUGCCGACCACAUUUCAUCAAUUGUACGUAUUGUCAUUUUAUCAAUACUAUAUGCAGGAAAUUAUGCGGAAAAUAACAAAAACUGUUUACAUAGUAUGUGGUUGAUUUUUGCACUCCUGUGUAUUCUGAUGUGAAAGGAUUUUUUUGUAAAAAUUUCUUUGACUCCUACCGGUCAUAAACUAAUUUUGAAGUAAAAGUACACUCUAUGUGUAAACCAUAAAAAUUUCUAACAAGGAUGUGAGAUGACCGGUUGUAUGGGAAAACUUAGUGUGAAUAUCUUAGAAUUUUUUAAUGCACAGUUUUUUUAAGUAAGAAGCGCAUUCAGCGUAAAGGAAGAUUUCUCCUUAAGAAGUACGAUACUUCUCUAUCUCCCAUCCUACACGGAAAAAAAAAGUGCUGAAGUAACAUCCCUGAUGUUAAAAAUCUGCGCGACAACUCUUGAAUGUUGAUAUGAAUGCUACGGUUGUUAAUUCAACGUAGCUAGGAUGUCACUUUAACAGCCAGAGUGUCCAUAACAACAUUCAAGAGUUGUUGCACAGAUUUUAAACAUCAGGGAUGUUAUUUCAGCAAUUUUUUUUUUCCGUGUAUCCUUCUCAAUCUGCCCCAUUGUCAUUAAUGUAUCUUCCAACAAAUUGUGAUGCUUCUGAGGAAAAAAGGACUUGAGGUGAAAAAAAUAAAAAUUUGGAUGAAUGUAUUUUCAAAUUAAAGGGUUAAUUCUGAAUCAUUUGCAGCAAAAAUCGUAAAAAAAAAACCCCCAAAAUCUACUUUUUAAAAUUUCAACAACAUGUUUUUGAGAUGUGAAAGAAUUGAUUAGCAUAGAAAACCACGCAUAAUCAAUAAAUAUGACCAAAACUGUGAUUUGUUGCACUCCUGAAAAAUUUGGCAACUCACCUCAAAUCACUUCUUCCUCGGGUGCAUCCCAGUUUAAGAUUUCUUAAAUGAGAUCUUACUGGUGAAAAAUUUUACUUUGUGAUACCAGUGAGAAAAAUUAAUGAUGCUUUCAUCGCGUUAUAGAAUCAUUGAAAUUAGUUUUUACUGAAAAUUUGUGAAUACUUAGAAUCAUAGAUAGUCAAUUUAUUCUACUGAAUUACGUUGCAACUGUCUGCAAUUUUCAAAGCCGUACCCUAACUGUUGAAUACAGUUGCUUAAUUUAAGUAACAUAACGUAAAAGUUUGAUCAGAUGCUGAAUUGAAACUUUUAACAAAACUGUUUUGUCAAAUGAGGUGAUUAUUUAUUUUGUACCAUAUUAAUUUAUUUCGAUAUUAAAUAAGCCAAAAGUAA